Molecule: messenger RNA, 444 nt
Organism: Rotaria sordida
Lineage: Eukaryota; Metazoa; Rotifera; Eurotatoria; Philodinida; Philodinidae
Source: the annotation of a GenBank genome assembly
AUGAAUAUGUCUAUAGGAUUUUGUUAUUUACAAUUAAUUGGUAUAACAUAUGUUAUAAGUGUUUUGAUGGGUGCACCAUUAUUAACUGAUAUAUUACAAACAUUGAUGUUUAGUAUUUAUAUUGUUUUAAUUGGUUUUACACCAAUUAUAAUUAGUUUAAAAGGAAAUUUACAUGAAAUAUAUAAUUUUCUAUUUCAAAAUGAAUUUUAUUUAAUAAUAUCAACUUCAAAAAAAUUUUUUUAUAUGAGAAAUUUAGUAUGGGGAACAAUUAUUGGUGCAUGGUUAGGUGCAAUACCAAUUCCAUUAGAUUGGGAUCGUUGGUGGCAACAAUGGCCAAUAACAUGUCUUGUUUCAUCAACAAUUGGUGCUAGUUGUUCAAUAAUAAUUUCAUAUUUAUGGUUAUGGAUUCGAAAUAAACAGAAAUAUAAUGAAGAUAUUGAAUAA